This is a messenger RNA of Eufriesea mexicana, 887 nucleotides long. Its product is annotated as palmitoyltransferase ZDHHC3. Lineage: Eukaryota; Metazoa; Arthropoda; Insecta; Hymenoptera; Apidae. The coding region runs from base 16 to 732 and encodes 238 amino acids. The transcript has 6 exons. Gene Ontology annotation, molecular function: palmitoyltransferase activity. The record is from RefSeq and is a predicted model, not a curated record.
GCAGAGUUUGUAGUAAUGGCAGUUAUUCUUUUUCCUACAAUAAAUACCUUAUAUUCUAGUUUAAACACUGCAAUAUUUCAGUCAUUAACAUUUUUAGCUUUUGCAUCUCAUCUAAGAACAAUGUUUACAGAUCCAGGUGCUGUCCUAAAAGGAAAUGCUACAAAAGAAAUGAUUGAACAAAUGGGAUUUAGAGAUGGACAAGUAAUUUUUAAAUGUCCCAAGUGUUGUUCUAUUAAACCUGACAGGGCACAUCAUUGUUCUGUUUGCCAAAGAUGUAUUAGGAAAAUGGAUCAUCAUUGUCCAUGGGUUAAUAAUUGUGUUGGAGAAAAUAAUCAAAAAUAUUUUGUACUUUUUACUUUCUAUAUAGCAGGAAUGUCAUUGCAUUCUCUAUUCUUAUGUAUACAACAAUUUGCUACAUGUGUAAGACAAGAAUGGAAAGAAUGUUCUACAUUUAGUCCACCUGCAACAGUGGUACUGUUGCUUUUUUUAGUUCUUGAAGCUCUCCUAUUUGCCAUCUUUACAGUUGUAAUGUUGGGGACACAAUUGCAAGCAAUUUGGAAUGAUGAAACUGGUAUUGAGCAACUUAAAAAAGAAAAAGCCAGGUGGGUUCGUAAUAGCAGGUGGAAAUCCAUUCAAGCUGUGUUUGGAAGAUUUUCAAUUGCUUGGUUUUCACCCUUUACAUCACCUCCAAGGGGAAAGACAAAACAAGAUUCUUAUUUGUAUUCCGUAUAAUAUAUUACCAUGGUAUGUGGUUGUAUCCCAGGGAUAUUUAAUAUUUGUAAAUGUAAAAUAAUUGUGAUGUAUUAUGGAUUCAUGUGCAAGUGAAUAGAAUGUUUGUAAUUUUAUACUGUUAUCUACCGUUCUUAUUUUAUUGCAACCGAUUUUGG